Molecule: messenger RNA, 3013 nt
Organism: Engraulis encrasicolus (European anchovy)
Lineage: Eukaryota; Metazoa; Chordata; Actinopteri; Clupeiformes; Engraulidae
Gene: atxn7l3a
Product: ataxin 7 like 3a
Exons: 13
Coding region: 356-1468 (370 amino acids)
Biological process (GO): regulation of transcription by RNA polymerase II; positive regulation of DNA-templated transcription
Cellular component (GO): DUBm complex; SAGA complex
Molecular function (GO): transcription coactivator activity
Source: RefSeq, a predicted model, not a curated record
GUCGUCACAGAAACGUGACCAGCAUGCGUGGUUGACGUAGUAGCAUUUGUUUACGAUUGAUUAUUGAUGCCUAGGCCAAGAAUAAUACGACGCAUUGGGCUAUCCUUUUUCACCAUUGGAUUUUAUUUCGAGAAUUGACACCGGAUCAAAACAUUUAGCAUUUUGUUACACGUGCGUUACUGUUCACUACCUGGUCAUCUGAGAAACUAAACACGGAACGUUGUGUUGUCAUUCGGAAUGAACACCAUACCAAGAAGAUGCAGGAAUUCAUCACUGUGGUCAUCAAUGAUUCGUCUUCUAUCCUCAGGCAUGACACUCCAGUAGAUCUUACAGUUACCUCCAUUUAGCUUUUCAAAUGAAAAUGGAGAAUAUGUCUUUGUCAGGCCUGGACAACACCAAGCUGGAGGCCUUGGCUCAGGACAUAUAUGCAGACCUAGUUGAAGAUGCAUGCUUGGGGCUGUGCUUUGAUGUGCACAGGGCUGUGAAACAAGGCUAUUUCUUUGUUGAUGACACUGACCAAGAGAGCAUGAAGGAGUUUGAAAUCGUGGACCAGCCGGGGGUGGACAUAUUUGGCCAGGUAUUCAACCAGUGGAAGAAUAAGGAGUGUGUCUGUCCCAACUGCAACCGAAGCAUAGCUGCGUCACGGUUCGCUCCUCAUCUGGAGAAGUGCAUGGGAAUGGGAAGGAAUAGCAGCCGCAUUGCCAACCGCAGGCUAGCCAGCAGCAACAAUUUAAAUAAGUCAGAGAGUGACCAAGAAGACAAUGAUGACAUCAAUGACAACGACUGGUCGUAUGGCUCAGAGAAAAAAGCCAAGAAGAGAAAAUCAGAAAAGAAUCCAAACUCACCAAGAAGAUCAAAAUCUUUAAAACAUAAAAAUGGGGAGUUCAACAGCAAUGUCAGCUCAGAUCUCUACAAGUACAACUACAAUACUGGAAUCAGUUAUGAAAACCUGGGUCCAGAGGAGCUGAGAGCCAUACUCACUACGCAAUGCGGGGCUCUGUCAGAGCAGACCAAGAAAAUGUGCACCAGGUCUCACCGGUGUCCCCAGCACACAAGUGAACAGAGGAGGGCUGUCAGACUCUUCCUGCUUGGCCCGUCUGCGUCAUCGCUUCCUGACCCCGAGCUGGUGGUGGAGAGUGAGGGCUACGACGUGUCCGACGGCCAGCUGCUCAUGGGACGCCUCCAGUGGGACGGCUCCUCAGACAUCUCCCCCUCUGACUCCGCCUCCUCCAAAGCCAGUACGACAAACUCAGAGUCGAGAAGGACUAAAAAGAAGAAGAAGCCUAGUGCUCUACCCCUGACCACCGUGGCUGUUGACAGAGGAGAGAGGGAGGAGCGUGGAGGAGGAGGAGGAGGAGGAGCGGGGACCAGCGGUAGUUCCCAGGGUGCACUUGGCCAUCCAGGCCGCAAGAAGAAGCCCAAACUGUCUGCACCUUUGCCUCCCAAUAUCUACAACGACCUGAACUGAACCGAAAUGAGAUAACUCUGAAUUGCACUUCUGUUUUUAUAACUGCCCAUUUUGAGUCUCUCUCUCUCUCUCUCUCUCUCUCUCUCUCUCUCUCUCUCUCUCUCUCUCUCUGUAAUUACAACACCAUCACCAGUAGUAUGAUGUUGCAUACAGUAGUUGCAGCUAUGUAAAAUCAUACUACUAGUGUUGUAAUUACAUUUUGCAAUUUCAUUUUAAGGGUUGUAAUUACAUAGUUCAUAGUUUUUACAACUCUGCUCUCUCUCUCUCUCUCUCUCUCUCUCUUUGUCUCUCGUGUGCCCGCGUGCUUCCUACCUGUUUCCCACAUAGAUGCCUUUGUUACGGAUAAUCAAGCUGGCUGCAUGGUAUCAGUAGCUCAGCUUUAGGGUUAGUAGUACAUUUGACUGUGAGGUCUGUUGAAGGCACUUAAGAACCUGUCAUGGGUUCAGAAAACAACUGCUGCAGUUUAUUACCUAUUCUGAAGACGAGUUCAUCUUUUUAGAGUAAUACCCAAGCUACAAGGAAUUCAUUUGUUUUAAAAAGGUGUCAGAUACUGUUUUGAUACAAGGCGAUUAUGUAUAUGUGAUUUUAUAUGUGAUUUUACAACUUUCUUUUUAAGUGUGACUACCGGCUAAUGCUUUUUCCUUCACUGGCUUAUUUUAUUUGUUAUUUAAUGCAAUUGCUGGGCAUCUUUGCAUCUGCCCUGAGUGUGUGCAGGUGUGUACUAACAAGGGUAACAGGUGUAGCAUCCCAUGCUCAGUGCCGUGUGUUUGUGUUUUCAAGUGUAUCAUGAAAAAAGCUGUUUAAUCUCUAACCUAUUGUGUUGUCAACCCACUGAGGGUGUAAUAAGAUGUCUGUCCAUCCACAGCUGUUUUCAGAAGGAGCUGUCAUCGUUGGUUAGUGGAAUUGUCAUCGUCUGUUCUGCUGUUCUUGUAUUACACUGUGCCUCAUUGACUGUACUGACAAGCUGGACACAAACAGACAGCAGCUUACUGCUCUUUUUUUCUCUUUUUUUUGCGGGAAUAGCUCUUUAUGUCCAUAUUUAUUGAAGCACAAAAUAUUUAAGUUAUAUUUGUUUGCCUACACAUCUAAUUUUAUUACUUUCUAAUUUAAUAAUUUUAUAUAUUGUCCAUAAUUUUGUUGAAAUCAACAUGCGCACUUGAAUGGAAUUACAUCCUAACUAUAUUUUUCAUAUUUCUAUUUGGUGAAAGGGAUGGAAAAACAUGGUAAAUUACUUAAAUGUAUAAAAAGUAUAUAUGUAUUUAAGGUCCUUCUAGGCAUUUUUUCCCCCAAAGGUUGAGUUCUACAUGCCUGUCCUGUUAAGUAUGUCUUCUGGUGCAUGGGUGGUACAUUCCACUCUGCACCAAUUUCAUUGUAGCCAAUGAAACUUUUUCAUACAGACAUUUUUCCCAUGAAACAUGCAUGUGUGCUGAGAAUGCCCAUGUCUUAAGUGAUGUACAGUAUGUUGAAUAUAUAAGCAGCUUGCUAUCUUUUUUCAUUUUGCAGGCGACUAUUCUGGUUAAGAAUAAUAAAAAAAGUGACAUAACA